AUGAGUUGGACACUGAAAACUUUGACAGUAGCUAUGAGUAGACAAUGCUACUUUUCACGACUGAUGAGAUCCUAUCCGAUAUUCAAACUCCUUGACAUUUACGAUCGUCAGUCAUUUAUUCGUCUAUACGUUUUGGACAAUGUCUUCGUGUGUAUUCUCAUAUACAUACUUUUCUAUGCUGCACUUUGGUACGCUAAUAAGGUAAUUAAACGAAUUGAAAGAACGAAUAAUGAAAUGCUGCUAACCGUGAAAGAGAAUAGAACGAAAUUGGAUGACGUCAUAGCACUGAAGAACAAACGCGCCGAAUACGAAGAAAUAGUAAUUAAAGCGAAAAGUGCACAGAGAAUAACCGCAAAACAUCUAGAUAACGAGAUGAAGAAACUAGGUAACGAAUUGGUAGCGACGGAAAAUAAGAUGGCAGAGUUGGAAAAGAUCCUAGGAAAAUGCAAAUCUUGGGAAAAUACAUAUGGUAGUUUCAAUGACGGAAUCAUUGGGUCACGAGAAGGCGAACCUCACGAAGGAACGAAAAUUGCAUCAAACGUAUUCGAGGACGUCAAGGUCCUCGAACCUUCAUUCCCGCCGCCAUUACCGAAAGAGCCGCCACGCAGGAAGUACGGGAUCUUUGCCAGUCGUCCAGCCAAUCAACGUACAGUGGCGUUGCUUCCAAGCCCCAAGAAAUCACCCCAAAAAAUUGGAUUCAAGUAACGCAGCCUCGGCUGAAAAUUCGUCCAGCGAAUCUAUGCGUAAAGAAAGAAUAUGGCCGAGAUACAAUCGAAAACAGGAAGGUGACAGGCGACGAUAUUGUCUAAAAAAAUAUUCCAGUAAGACGCUUUCGAGAAAGACGUCUGGCGCCGUAAAGAAAUUCCAAAUGGAAUCGUUUAAGACCUUAAG
Cephus cinctus (wheat stem sawfly) is the source of this 891-nucleotide messenger RNA. RefSeq lists its product as uncharacterized. The coding region runs from base 1 to 705 and encodes 234 amino acids. The transcript has 10 exons. Lineage: Eukaryota; Metazoa; Arthropoda; Insecta; Hymenoptera; Cephidae. The record is from RefSeq and is a predicted model, not a curated record.